Molecule: messenger RNA, 5624 nt
Organism: Coregonus sp. 'balchen'
Lineage: Eukaryota; Metazoa; Chordata; Actinopteri; Salmoniformes; Salmonidae
Source: the annotation of a GenBank genome assembly
AUGUUGAAAGGUACACUACAGUAUGGCUUCAGUCAUGUUGUCACUUGAGACACAUUUCAAGGUGUAUUCCAUUCUAAAGCGUCAAACUAAAAGACAUGUUCAUGUGUGAAUGGUAGUGAGAUGUUAUGGCCAAAUCUUGCAAUUCGCAUGUACACAUUUCUUGUCAUGGUAUGUUCUCUUUUUUUGUUCUCUCAUUAUACCCACUUGGAACAUAGAAUGAUGUCUAACACAAGCCUGGUCACUCUGGUCUUUUCUUCAUGCCAGAAUUGAUUGAGGUAGUGAAAACUAUGAUGCCACCAAGAAGAAAUGGCUACAUGCAGAGCUGGAGCUGAAGAGGCACAAGGAGCUGCUGGUGAAGUCAGACAUAGCCCAGGUUGCCCUGGAGGUCAAACUGAAACAAUGUCGCAACCAAGGUCAUUGUGGAUAUUAAGAAGCGCUAUAAGGCAGAAGCAGACUUUCAGUACUUGGUAUGGCUCCCUUUAUCUUUGUUAUGCUGUCCUAUUGGGGCUCAUGAUUUAGACUGUUAGAGGUCAAUAAUGACUGCCACAUUAUCAUGGUGUCCAAUGGUCAUGACAUCUUAUUAGCACCAUCAUCUCAAACUUCCCAACAUGCUUCUCAUAAACUGAAGCCAGUGACACAGUUUGUUGAUCAGUAAAUGCAUGGUUUAUUUGGUUACUGAUGUACUUUCUGCAGUCUGUAAGAGGAUGGGACAAACUUUUACUUUAAAUGUGUCAUAUAUAGUGCAUUCGGAAGGUAUUCAGACCCUUUGACAUUUUCCACAUAUUGUUACAGCCUUAUUCUAAAAUUGAUUCAAUUGUUUUUUUUCCCUCAUCAAUCUACACACAAUACCCCAUAAUGACAAAGCAAAAACAGAUUUGUAGAAAUUUUAGCAAAUUUUUUAAAUAUAAAAAACGGAAAUAUCACAUUUACAUAAGUAUUCAGACCCUUUACUCAGUACUUUGUUGAAGCACCUUUGGCAGGGAUUACAGCCUUGAGUCUUCUUGGGUAUGACGCUACAAGCUUGGCACAAAUGUAUUUGGGGAGUUUCUCUCAUUCUUCUCUGCAGAUUCUCUCAAGAUCUGUCAGGUUGGAUGGGGAGCGUCGCUGCACAGCUACUUUCAGGUCUCUCCAGAGAUGCUAGAUCGGGUUCAAGUCCGGCUCUGGCGGGGCCACUCAAGGAAAUUCAGAGGCUUGUCCCGAAGCCACUCCUGCGUUGUAUUGGCUGUGUGCUUAGGGUCGUUGUCCUGUUGGAAGGUGAAUCUUCUCCCCAGUCUGAGGUCCUGAGCACUCUGGAGCAGGUUUUCAUCAAGGAUCUCUCUGUACUUUGCUCCGUUCACCUUUCCCUCGAUCCUGACUAGUCUCCCAGCCCCUGCCGCUGAAAAACAUCCCCACAGCAUGAUGCUGCCACCACCAUGCUUCACUGUAGGGAUGGUGCCACGUUUCCUCCAGACGUAACACUUGGCAUUCAGGCCAAAGAGUUAAAUCUUGGUUUCAUCAGACCAGAGAAUCUUGUUUCUCAUGGUCUGAGAGUCCUUUAGGUGCCUUUUGGCAAACUCCAUGCGGGCUGUCAUGUGGCUUUUACUGAGGAGUGGCUUCCAUUUGGCCACUCUACCAUAAAGGCCUGAUUGGUGGAGUGCUGCAGAGAUGGUUGUCCUUCUGGAAGGUUCUCCCAUCUCCACAGAGGAACUCUGGAGCUCUGUCAGAGUGACCAUCGGGUUCUUGGUCACCAAGGCCCUUCUCCCCCGAUUGUCCAGUUUUGCCGGGCGGCCAGCUCUAGGAAGAGUCUUGGUGGUUCCAAACUUCUUCCAUUUAAGAAUGAUGGAGGCCACUGUGUUCUUGGGGACCUUCAAUGGUGCAGACAUUUUUUGGUACCCUUCCCCAGAUCUGUGCCUCAACACAAUCCUGUCUCGGAGCUCUACAGACAAUUCCUUCGACCUCAUGGCUUGGUUUUUGUUCUGACAUGGACUGUCAACUGUGGGACCAUAUAUAGACAGGUGUGUGCCUUUCCAAAUAAUCUCCAAUCAAUUGAAUUUGCCACAGGUGGACUCCAAUCAAGUUGUAGAAACAUCUCAAGGAUGAUCAAUGGAAACAGGAUGCACCAAGCUCAAUUUCGAGUCUCAUAGCAAAGGGUCUGAAUACUUAUAUAAAUAAGGUAUUUAAAUAAGGUCUCACUCUGAUAUUAGUUAUGAUAGAUCUGAUGAUGACACUUUUUUAUUUACAACUGAAAAUCCACAUUUAAAGCAAAAUUAAAUUAUUCUAUAUGUACCCUAUAUGACACUGUAAAAUCUGGAUGUGGCUUGUGUAUGGUCUGUGUAUCACUCUUUCAAAUAGUGUUUCAAUGUGUACAGGACCUGGAUGUAACAGUGGUAAACCACUUAAGUCAAGGACAAGAGAAAAAAGGGUAAGUGUGGACCAGAGUCUAGUGGGAGGAGCUAUAGAAGCUCAUUGUAAUGGCUGGAGUGGAAUUAAAGGAACGGAGUCAAUUGUGGUUUCCAUAUGUUUGAUGUAUUUUGUUACCAAUCCUUCCUCCCACCAGAAGAUCACCUUGGUGGAAGACCAGUGGAAAGGGUAAGCAGAGGCAUAAUGUGGAUUGGACCCAUACUUUUCAUAAAAACAAGGCUGCAACAUGGAGGUCUAUGGAUUGGCUAACUUUAAUAAUUAUUUAAAAAACUCACUGGGGUUUCAGUUUCAACCACAUAAAACCGAUUUAUCUGAAUUAUUUGUUUCAAAAUUGAUGCUUCUGGUUUUACACUAAAUCUUUUACUAAUAAGUAUUUGGCUUCUCAAUGCAGUAGCAGUCCAAUUUUCUGAAUGUUAUUUGAACCAGCUGGAGUGGAACUAAUGCCUUUUCACCAGGGAGACAGUUACUUGGUUCAGCCAGUCUAUCUUAAGCCCUUGGCACAAAAAUAUGAAUUUAUUUUUAGUUAAAACGUAUAGAUUAAUUUUAUCAGCCGGUCAUUAGAGCUUAUGUGUCUUUGAAAAUAAAUCAUCGGACAAUGUGUGGGAUAGAAAGAACCUUACUGGAUAAUCACUUAACAGAGAACCCAUGAUUUUUUUAGUGUACAGUUAACAAAACGUUAACGUCUGAUGUGGUCCUGGCCAUUGUGUCCGUGUAGUUGGGCCUAGUGUGUUGUCACUUCCUAUUAGCUGGCGUAUUCAUCAGGCCCUCUGCUCAGCGUCAUCCUCUCAGUGCACAGAGCAGCACACCCGUCUCCUCAGGUGGAAACAGCAUGGGACCAUACACAUUGGCUGCGUCCCAAAUGGCACGCUAUUCCCUAUAUAGUUCACUACACUAUAUAUACAAAAGUUUGUGGACACCCCUUUAAAUGAGUGGAUCCAGUAUGAUAAAUGUAUGCACUCACUAACUGUAAGUCGCUCUGGAAAAGAGCGUCUGCUUAAUGACUAAAAUGUAAAAAAAAAAAAAAAAAAAAGUUAUUUAAGCCACACCUGUUGCUGACAGGUGUAUAAAAUCAAACACACAGCCAUGCAAUCUCCAUACACAAACAUUGGCAAUAGAAUGGCCUUACUGAAGAGCUCAGUGACUUUCAACGUGGUACCGUCAUAGGAUGCCACCUUUCCAACAAGUCAGUUUGUCAAAUUUCUUCCAUGCUAGAGCUACCCCGGUCAACUGUAAGUGCUGUUAUUGUGAAGUGGAAACGUCUAGGAGCAACAACGGCGCAGCCGUGAAGUGGUAGGCCACACAAGCUCACAGAAUGGGACCGUUGAGUGCUGAAAUACGUUGCGCGUAAAAAUCGUCUGUCCUCGAUUGCAACACUCACUACCAAGUUCCAAACUGCCUCUGGAAGCAACGUCAGCACAAUAACUGUUUGUCAGGAGCUUCAUGGAAUGGGUUUCCAUGGCCGAGCAGCCGCACACAAGCCUAAGAUCACCAUGCGCAAUGCCAAGCGUCGGCUGGAGUGGUGUAAAGCUCACCGCCAUUGGACUCUGGAGCAGUGGAAAUGCGUUCUCUGGAGUGAUGAAUCGCGCUUCACCAUCUGGCAGUCUGACGGACUGUGCCAGGAGAAUGCUACCUGCCCGAAUGCAUAGUGCCAACUAUACAUUUUGGUGGAGGAGGAAUAAUGGUCUGUGGCUGUUUUUCAUGAUUCGGGCUAGGCCCCUUAGUUCCAGUGAAGAGAAAUCUUAACACUACAGCAUACAAUGACAUUCUAGACGAUUCUUUGCUUCCAACUUUGUGGCAACAGUUUUGGGAAGGCCCUUUCCUGUUUCAGCAUGACAAUUCCCUGUGCACAAAGCGAGGUCCAUACAGAAAUGGUUUGUUGAGAUCGGUGUGGAAGAACUUGACUGGCUGCACAGAGCCCUGAUCUCAACCCCAUCGAACACCUUUGGGAUGAAUUGUAAUACUGACUGCGAGCCAGGCCUAAUCGCCCAACAUCAGUGCCCAACCUCACUCAUGCUCUUGUGGCUGAAUGGAAGCAAGUCCCCGCAGCAAUGUUCCAACAUCUAGUGGAAAGCCUUCCCAGAAGAGUGGAGGCUGUUAUAGCAGCAAAGGGGGGACCAACUCCAUAUUAAUGCCCAUGAUUUUGGAAUGAGAUGUUCGACGAGCAGGUGUCCACAUACUUUUGGUCAUGUAGUGUGUAUACAUUGAGUGUACAAAACAUUAAGGACGCCUGCUCUUUUCAUGACAUAGACUGACUAGGUGAAUACAGGUGAAAGCUAUGAUCCCUUAUUGAUGUCACUUUUUAAAUCCACUUCAAUUAGUGUAGAUGAAGGGGAGGAGACAGGUUAAAGAAGGAUUUUUAAGCCUUGAGACAAUUGAGACAUGGAUUGUGUAUUUGUGCCAUUCAGUGGCACAAAUACACUCAGUGUAGAGGUGGCAGGUAGCCUAGCGAUUAGAGCUAUGGGCCAGUAACCGAAAGGUUGCUGGUUCGAAUACCUGAGCCGUCGAGGUGAAAAAUCUGUCAGUGCCUUUGAGCAAGGCACUUACCCCUAAUUUGCUCCAGAGGUGCCUUACUACUAAGGCUGACCCUGUAAAACAACACAUUUCACUGCACCUAUCCAGUGUAUGUGACAAUAAAACAUGGUUUUUUAAACUACUUUUGGUACAGGAAGGAAUAUGGUGUUAUUUGGGACGCAGACCAUUCUGUCUGCCUUGGUCACAUUUUUUCUCCUCCCACAUGCACUGUAGAGAUCACUUCACUCUGAGGGAGCAAAGACUAUUCAGCACUGUGUGACUCUCCAUUAGCAUUGGGAUCACCAGAUUAGUUCAUGAAUCUUGAAAAUGGCAAGUGUUUCAUACUUUUAUUCAGGAAGUCGAGACUACGAUUGUGAAAGCAACCGUCACAAACCCAGAGAGCGGAGAUCAAAUUCACAUGGUGAUCGACAUCACCCAGGAAACACCAGAGAAACCACCCAGGACUUUCUGGCAAGAGCACCUGAGUUCAUCUGUUGGCGGUAAGGAAGAUAAAGCCUACUUUACUCAAUCCCCGUGGCUCAAUUAUCUGUCCCUCAGAACAAACGUCAGUGUGGACUUCCAAUGAUGAAACCGCUGAUGACCCUGAAACCACCGUGGAGCUCGACACCAUAGCAGAGAUGGAAAUGACCACCACCACAGUGCCCAGACUCACAGGUCUUCACUCCCACUUUGAGACACUACUUCCUGUCUAA